CCUCUCACGCUGGCAGGUGCGAUGCAGGUGAGAUAAAGUAACGGUGGGAGGAAUUAGUAGCAGCGUUUCCUUCCUCGGCGGUCGCGGCUGGUAGUGCGGAGGGCGGAGACGGACGUGGAGAGAUGAUACUGGCUGUGCUUUUCGCCAACACCGACGGCAACAUCCUGAUCGAGCGCUUUCAUGGAGUGCCCGCAGAGGAGCGACUGCACUGGCGGUCUUUCCUAGUGAAAUUAGGUGCUGAUAAUCUUAAAGGAGCUAAAAAUGAGGAGCUUUUUGUUGCUUCACACAAGUCUGUGUAUAUUGUCUACACCGUGCUUGGAAAUGUCUGCAUUUAUGUCGUGGGCAAGGAUGAGUAUGAUGAGCUUGCUUUGGCAGAAGUGAUCUUUGUAAUCACAUCAACAAUGAAGGACGUUUGCGGAAAACUCCCAACUGAGCGCCUGUUCCUCGACAAAUAUGGAAAGAUAUGCCUGUGUCUUGAUGAAAUUGUCUGGACGGGCAUGCUGGAGAACUCGGACAAGGAUAGGGUCCGAAAGGUGAUAAGGCUAAAGCCUCCAACUGAGGCAUGACGUGGAGAUUGUUUUGGGUCUGUAUCUGUUAUUGGUCACCCGUUAUUGUUCUCUAUCCAUUUCUCCCAUGCUGGCUUGAUGUUCCACUGUUCCUACGUCGGCCGUUUCUUAGGUUCAACUUAUUGUUCUCAUAUGUAACAGUUGUGAAUGGGUUUUACGAAAUGUUUGCUCUACUGUGUCAACAUUACCUUACUGAUAUCCAACAGUCGACAAGGAGAAUUGUUAUGGUGAAAUUUCAGAGAUUUCUUGAUUACUUUCUUUUAUGG
Elaeis guineensis (African oil palm) is the source of this 832-nucleotide messenger RNA. RefSeq lists its product as uncharacterized. Gene Ontology annotation, biological process: intracellular protein transport; intra-Golgi vesicle-mediated transport; retrograde vesicle-mediated transport, Golgi to endoplasmic reticulum. The record is from RefSeq and is a predicted model, not a curated record. Gene Ontology annotation, cellular component: COPI vesicle coat. NCBI's taxonomy places the organism in Eukaryota, Viridiplantae, Streptophyta, Magnoliopsida, Arecales, Arecaceae.